AUGGUAAUCAGCGAGGAAAAGCAAGCAGCAACAGUCGGUGGCAAUGUAACCCUCCAGUGCCGGCUGCAGGCCAGCCAACCAAACAUCUUCCAAAUCACAUGGCAGAAGGAGACGGGCAACUUCACCGGGCCAAUAGCUACCUCCAGCAAAAUGUUUGGAAAUAAGAUACUGGGACCCUUCUCUAAUCGGACUGCACAAUACACAGUAGACACACUCAAUGUGUCCGCCAUUACCAUUAGCUCAGUGACCUUGGAAGAUCAGGGGUGUUUUAAAUGCAUCUUUAAUAUUUAUCCGAUUGGUGCAAAUUCUGGAACAAUCUGCCUGGACGUCUAUGAAAGAAACAUAUCAGAACCAACUCCGGAAGUUCGUCAGACCGAUUCUCAUUUUCUAGAUGAUACAAGAUUUGUUUUCACCUAG
Molecule: messenger RNA, 417 nt
Organism: Nanorana parkeri
Lineage: Eukaryota; Metazoa; Chordata; Amphibia; Anura; Dicroglossidae
Product: OX-2 membrane glycoprotein-like
Exons: 3
Coding region: 1-417 (138 amino acids)
Molecular function (GO): cell-cell adhesion mediator activity
Source: RefSeq, a predicted model, not a curated record